GCCUCUCGCCAUGUCUCUUUCUUCUCUUUCAGGUGUGCGCUCGCGCGUCACUGGGCUCAUCUCGAGCGUCGCUGGCCCCUCGCGCCUGUUCUCGGCCUCUGCCGUCGCCUCGGCGUCGAGCGCAAAGGAGAAUGCGCGCCGCAAAAAGGCCAAGAUGCUGGCCAAGCGUGCCGCGCACGAUGCCCAGUGGGCCGCCGAGGCGUCGGACCACGCCCUCGGCUCGCCGCACUCGGGCGACCCGUCGGCGCUGUACAACGGCUCGCGGCUGCAGCGCACCGUGCUGACGGCCGAGAGCGUGUGGUAUGCCCCGCUGCCAAACUACGCUGCGGGCGAGGAGCCGGCGCACUACCUGCCCGGCCUGAGCGCCGCCGACAAGGAGCUGCUCUUCGGCGCCGUGCCGGCUGCCACUACCGCGCUCGCGUUCGACCCCGAAAGGCCCGCCGCCAGCGCAGCCGUCGCGGCCGACCAGGAGCAGCAGACCGAGACGAUGCGCCGCAUCCUCGACCUGCGCAACUCGGACAAGGAGGGCAUCCACGUCGUCAACCGCCAGCGCAUCGCCGAGGAGUUUGGACGGAAAACCGAGUCGGGCGGCCUCGACACCGGCUCGUCAGAGGUCCAGGCAGCGCUCCUCACCUACAAGAUCCGUAACCUCUACGAGCACCUCCACACGGGCCUCAACUCGCGCGACACGGCCAACCGCCGCAACCUCCGCCUGCUCGUCCACAAGCGCGCCCGCGUCCUCAAGUACUUCAAGCGCCAGGACGAGGUUGCGUACGACGAGCUGCUCAAGGACCUCGGCCUCACACGGCGCGCGGUCGAGGGCGAGAUCAAGAUGGGCAUGUAGAAGACGAAGAAGUGAUGGGUCAGUACGAUACGAUCAAUACCAUGUACCGUGCUGUAUAGUUGCAUAUGUUGCAUUUGUUCAUUCCU
This is a messenger RNA of Vanrija pseudolonga, 930 nucleotides long. RefSeq names its product 37S ribosomal protein S28, mitochondrial (gene MRPS28). The transcript is spliced from 3 exons. The coding region runs from base 11 to 844 and encodes 277 amino acids. Gene Ontology annotation, molecular function: structural constituent of ribosome. Lineage: Eukaryota; Fungi; Basidiomycota; Tremellomycetes; Trichosporonales; Trichosporonaceae. Gene Ontology annotation, cellular component: ribosome. The record is from RefSeq and is a predicted model, not a curated record. Gene Ontology annotation, biological process: translation.